This is a messenger RNA of Cladophialophora bantiana CBS 173.52, 1224 nucleotides long. RefSeq lists its product as uncharacterized. NCBI's taxonomy places the organism in Eukaryota, Fungi, Ascomycota, Eurotiomycetes, Chaetothyriales, Herpotrichiellaceae. Gene Ontology annotation, biological process: piecemeal microautophagy of the nucleus; endocytosis; exocytosis. Gene Ontology annotation, molecular function: oxysterol binding. The record is from RefSeq and is a predicted model, not a curated record. Gene Ontology annotation, cellular component: cytosol; membrane; intracellular membrane-bounded organelle. The transcript is spliced from 2 exons. Bases 1 to 1224 code for a protein of 407 amino acids.
AUGGUCGCCAGGCUAGGCAACCUCAGUGCCCUCAAAGACUUUAUAUCCUUCCUUGCCACGGUCAGCGGGGAUAUCUCUCACAUUACCGCUCCACCCUUCAUCCUCGCACCAUCUUCUCUCACAGAGUUCCCUGCGUACUGGGCAGAACGACCAACGUUGUUUACCGCUUCAGCCCAUGAACCUUUAGCGGAAAGACGCAUGCUCUUGGUUUUGAAACUGUACCUGGCUUCCCUGCAACAGUAUUAUGUCGGCCGCACCGUCAAGGAAGGAUUAAAGAAGCCUCUCAAUCCUUUCCUCGGCGAAUUGUUCUUCUGCGAAUUCAGUGACCACGACUUGACCCAAGAGAAGGCCCCGACAUCGACGGUCAGGGUGAUCAGCGAACAGGUAUCGCAUCACCCGCCCACCACAGCAGCAUAUAUUUCAGCCGACGGCCACGGCGUCCACGCCCAGGCAUAUUCAACUCAGCACACCACCCUAUCCGGAACAUCGGUCAUGAUCCGUCAAUCUGGCCACGGCGUCUUGAAAAUUGAUAAAUAUAACGAGACCUAUCUUCUGCCUCUGCCUGAUGUCUGUGCGCGAAGUGUUCUCACCGGCGUGCCCUGGCCCGAACUCAACGACACCUAUAGCAUCAUCAGCUCUAGUGGAUACACAGCCGAGAUGCGAUUCAUUGGAAAGAAGAUGUGGGGUGGCCAGCGAAACUGCUUUGAAGCUUCCAUAUACCGUACGGUCGAUUCUCAGAAGAAGGCCAUCUUUACGGCAUCCGGAAGCUGGAGUUCCAAAUUUUCGAUAUUCAAUUCGGAAGGGAAGGAGAUUGACGUAUUUGACCUGGCAGAUCCUCAAAACCAACCUGCGCCCAUGGCAGUCAAGCCGGUGGAGGAGCAAUCGCCUUGGGAAUCGAGACGGGCAUGGGGUUCAACUUUCGAAGCCAUAAAACGCACGGAUCAUAAUGCAGUUGUGACGGAGAAGUCGAGGCUGGAGAAUGCCCAGCGCCAGCUGAGGAAGCUCGAGCAGAAGGAGCGAAAGAAAUGGGAAACCAUGUUCUUCACCCGCUGUGGUAGCGCUCCCGACGAGGAAGAAGUGGUCCAGAGUCUCUUCGACCAACUUGACGAUGACGAGGCUGAUCGGUUACGAGGAGCAAACGGUUGUUGGAGAUUUGACAAGGAGAAGGAGCAGAGGUGGCGAAAUGGUCAAGGCGGUUGGAGGCCAGAGACCCCAUUUGGCUGA